AUGGCGCAGAAGGCGGCGAGUUCGCACAAUGAAUACCGAAUUGUAGUUGUAGGAGCUGGUGGUGUGGGCAAGUCUGCCCUCACCGUCAUGUUCAUCCAGGGCACUUUCCUCACCAAGUAUGAUCCGACCAUCGAGGACAGCUACAUGAAGCAAGUCGAAGUUGACGGCGUUGCCUGCACCCUCGACAUCAUGGACACUGCCGGUCAGGAGGAGUUCGGCUACAUGAAGACGGGCCAGGGCUUCCUCAUCGUGUACAGCAUCACGACACUCACCAGCUUCGAGGCGGUGACCAAGUUCAGGAAUCAAAUUUUGCGCGUCCAGGAGGACAGGCUCGACAUCCCCAUCAUCCUCGUCGGCAACAAGAAGGAUUUGGAGGAGGACCGCGAGGUGCCCACCGAGGACGGCCAGGCGCUGUCGGAGAAGUUCAACUGCGACUUCCUCGAGGCCUCGGCCAAGACCAACACCAACGUCAACGAAGCCUUCUUCCGCCUCGUUCACAGGAUCAACAAGUGGCGCGAGAAGCACCCCCAGCAGGCCCCAAAACCCAAGCCGAAGAAGAAGAAGGGAUGCUCUCUCUUCUAA
This is a messenger RNA of Acanthamoeba castellanii str. Neff, 582 nucleotides long. RefSeq names its product Ras GTPase rap1b, putative. Gene Ontology annotation, biological process: signal transduction. NCBI's taxonomy places the organism in Eukaryota, Discosea, Longamoebia, Acanthamoebidae. The record is from RefSeq and is a predicted model, not a curated record. Gene Ontology annotation, molecular function: GTP binding; GDP binding; GTPase activity. The transcript has 4 exons. The coding region runs from base 1 to 582 and encodes 193 amino acids. Gene Ontology annotation, cellular component: plasma membrane.